Messenger RNA from Hyaloscypha bicolor E, 1105 nucleotides. RefSeq lists its product as uncharacterized. The record is from RefSeq and is a predicted model, not a curated record. The coding region runs from base 200 to 769 and encodes 189 amino acids. The transcript is spliced from 2 exons. Lineage: Eukaryota; Fungi; Ascomycota; Leotiomycetes; Helotiales; Hyaloscyphaceae.
CGCGAGCGUCAUCGUGAUCGUGAUCGUGAUGGCCACGAACGACGCCGUCGUUAAGGAUUUUCCAUUAGGAUUUGUCUUGGCAUACCCACAUUCAGGAUUCAUCCAGCGACCGGCAUUGUUUUGGCGUUUUUCUUUACUGUGAGCUUCCGAGGAGUACCGUGCAAUAUCUGGAUCAUUUGCCUCGGGAGCGUGCCCAGUCAUGGAACCAGACCAUUGUUUAGAAGGACACUCCAUUGUUAUUGCCAUGGGCUUGCCAUCUGGAUCGCAUAUUCAUUCCGCAUUUCUGUUCGGGUGGGUAUCUAAAAUUGAUAGAGCGUGUUGGGGCCGGUCCAGGCAGCAGGAGAGGAGUUUGUAUAUACCACGGCAGGCAUCUACAACGGGAAGAUCUUCACCUUUCAGUCCACUGUCUUUUUCCACAGGAACAUUCCAACGGCGAUCACUGACUUGCAGGCCUCAUGACGAUCUUAUGACAGGUACAGUUGAAUGUUCCGGAAUGGAUCCAAACCUGGCAUGGAGUUCCCGGAUAGGAUUCCCGUGCGUUCUUUCCCAUAGGCAUGACCGAAUAUUCCCACGGAUUCCAAAUUGCCGGCUUCUUAUACUUCUUUUUGACCUUUACAUCACAUUCGAACCACAAUCCGUCGUUUUCCAGCACAUAUCGAGAGCUACCCAGUUGAAAAUCAGCAAUAUCCUGGGAAUGGUGUCAAGCCCUGAACAAGACUUCUCUCGCGGUUGUUCUCCUCAUUCGCGCCACUCAAUCACAUAUUCUUGACAGCAUAUCAUUUGCUCAACUUCAGACAACAGACUCCACUCCUAUCCUACUGGAAUAUACAGAUGUUCCUCAGGUAUCCGUCAACUUUCCAGCCAUGUUGUGAGGAACCAACCGACAUUGGCAUGGACAAGACACAAAUCGUUUUUCCUUCAUACAUAGCAAAGUUUUGGGUACUCCCUCUCCACGCGUGUUUAGGCUAUCCGAUCCACACGGGUUUCCCGUCAUCAUACGUACCAAAGGCUACUUUCUCGCUUGCUCCACGUUUGUUCCCAAGGCGUCACUUUCUACGGAUCUUCCCAAGGCUUCACGUCACCUCUCGCUCACCGAGCCGUCAUG